Messenger RNA from Hydractinia symbiolongicarpus, 1519 nucleotides. RefSeq names its product tRNA wybutosine-synthesizing protein 2 homolog. Bases 248 to 1507 code for a protein of 419 amino acids. Gene Ontology annotation, biological process: tRNA methylation. Gene Ontology annotation, molecular function: tRNA methyltransferase activity. NCBI's taxonomy places the organism in Eukaryota, Metazoa, Cnidaria, Hydrozoa, Anthoathecata, Hydractiniidae. The transcript is spliced from 4 exons. Gene Ontology annotation, cellular component: cytoplasm. The record is from RefSeq and is a predicted model, not a curated record.
AAAAACUGGGGGGAGGGAGGGGUAAGGGGGAGGGAGGUUGAUCACCACCAAUUUCCGAGUGAAAAUUAUUGUUGUUUAAGGGUUUGGGUUUUGGUUGGGUUCAUACAUGAUGGUUUAUAGAUUUGCAAUCUAUUUUGUUCUAUUUUUUUCCAUUGAUUUUUUUUUUAAGCAGUUUUUCAAUUUCAACUUUUUUACGAAUUUAUACUUCUCUAUAUUUUUUAAAUUGUUGUUUAGAUCCUAAAUAAACAUGAACGAAAUUUGUUGCUUGGCAACAACUAAAGAAAAUGUAAAGAAGUUAAAAAACCAUUUGGAAAAGCUUGGACUUCUCAACAAGCAAUACCGCAUAACAAAAGUGGACAACACGUUUUUGAUACCUAUUACAUUCGGAGAAAGGCUUCUGGAGGAUGACUUUCAGACAAGGUUAAGCAAAUUAACGUUGUGCGCCUUCUCAAUACUUUAUAUCGACAAAGACCAACUAUUAGCGGUAAAACUAAAAACGCCUCACGAAAAAUUACAAGAAUUCGUGUUAUCUUACAUGAAAACAAAUUCCCUGAUUGAAUGCAAUUUACAGAACAUAAUGGCGGAGUUACCCAAAAAGUGGGAAAUACACGGUGAUCUGAUCAUGUUUCCCGAUUCUGCGUUUUAUUCACCCGUUUGGAAUGAUUUUCCUGAGGAGUUCUGGAAAGAGCUAGUAGAAUUAUUUUCCGUUAAACGCGUUGCCGUGACGUCUCGAAUACGUGAUGACGGCUAUCGUACGCCCAGAGUGAUAAUUAAGUUAGGGCGGGACGGAUGGGUGGAACAUGUUGAUAAUGGAAUAAAGUAUACGUUUGACGUGACGAAGAACAUGUUUUCGAAGGGAAACAUAACAGAGAAGUUGAGAAUAUCAAACAUGGAUUGUACUGGCGAAAUAGUCGUGGACUUGUUUGCAGGUAUUGGGUAUUUUGUGCUUCCGUUUCUUGUUAAAGCGAACGCGAAGAAAGUUAUCGCUUGCGAAUGGAAUCCUGACGCCGUGUUGGCGUUGUCGAAGAAUUUACUGUUAAAUAACGUCAACGGCAGAUGUGAAAUCAGAGAGGGCGAUAAUCGCUUGGUUGCACCAAAAGGUAUUGCUAAUCGAGUCAAUCUUGGUUUGAUCCCAACCUCCUCUGCAUCGUGGCAAGUCGCUUGCGAUGCAUUAAAUCGUACUACAGGAGGUUAUUUACACAUUCACGAGAAUGUCGAAAGUUGGUUAAUCGAGUCAAACGAGUCAGAUGAUAUUAACAUUCUCAAGGAAAAAAAUUGUGCUUGCAAAGACACCUGCAUAGUGACUCAGACUUAUAAAGGUUGCUUAAGCGAGACAAAACGUUUGUCGUGGUGUCGUUUUACUUCAUCAUGUUUAGCAGCACUUCGAAGCAUGUUUGAUUUAUCGAGUCAAUGGAAUAUUGAAUUGUGUCAUAUUGAGCAAGUGAAAUCGUACGCGCCGCAUGUAGACCAUUUAGUGUUUGAUAUAGAAUGUCGACCGAAAAACUAAAUUUUACCAAAA